GUGUGUGUGUGUAUGUACUAUAUGUUUGUAUGUUGAUAGAUAUAUUUCCUUUGGAAUAAGAAAAAAAGACAUCGGUUAAAUGUGCAGAUAAAAUAACCAAAUUUCGCCUUGAAAUUACGAGAGAUUUUGCAACUCAAAGUAAAAGCGGAACGAUAUGCUGGCUCACUUCCGCUGCCGGGGCUUAAUAGUGUAACAACCGGCGGAAGUAAACAAACCAGAGCCGCGCUAGCAGCUAGCAGCGUUAGCUCCGUCAAUGAUUGGGAUUAACUGGAAGACGACAUUUUACUUCUUUGAUUUUUUUAAUGAAGAAAAAAUGUCUUCAGUUGAGUAUUUGAGAGAGUUUGUUAACAAGCGGCUGACUGCUGCCGCUGAAGAAAUAUUGGGUGCUUUUAAAACAACUAUCGUCCAGUACGAAGAAGAGCUCGACCGUCAGCGCAGACUGCUGGAUGUCAUCUGGAAACCCCAAAUACAUCUACACAGGAUCGGGCUCCCACAGCAACAUGUCUUUAAGCAGGAGGAGCUUCCCGCUGACCAGCAGCUCCGUGUUCAGGAGAGGAGCUCCAGUCUGCACCAGGAGGACCCAGAGCCUCCACGUAUUAAAGAGGAGCAGGAGGAGCUCUGCACCAGUCAGGAGGGAGAGCAGCUCGUCCUGAAGCAGGAGACUGAUGCCUUUAUGUUGACUUGUGAGGAAAGUGACCACAGUGAAGAUCAGACUCUGAGCCUCAAUCCUGAUGAGACUCUGAGUGAGGCCGAGAAACAGUCUUCAGUCAAAAUGCCAGUUAUAAGUUCAGUGGUAUCAGAAUCACACAGUGACCACCAGCUCCUCUCUCACACCUUUAAAAGCCAAGAUCGGGAAGGAGGUGAGCACGGAGACGCAGGAUCAACAAGAAACACAAAUAAAAAACAAAGGAAACAACAUCACAAAUGCAACAGCAAAACUAAAAAUGUAUCUAACCCAACUUUGUCAGCAUUUCACCGCAGUACUGGCACAAAUAAAAAGUCUUUAAAAUGUGACACAUGUGGGAAAGCUUUUAGGUACAACUCGGAUCUGCAGAGACACCUGAUGACACACACAGGCGAGACGCCAUAUCCUUGCAUCACCUGUGAGAAAAGCUUUAAACAGAAAUCAGUACUGAUUGCUCAUAUGAGAAUCCACACGGGAGAGAAGCCGUUUACUUGCAAAGCAUGUGGGAAAGGAUUCAGACGUAAUCAUGACUUGAUAGUUCACAAUAGAAGAGCCCACACUGGUGAGAAGCCGUACCUUUGCAGGAUCUGCGGUAAAAGAUACUGUGAUUCGUCUGACAUGGCAAAGCAUGUAAGGUCACAUACAGCGAAGGGACGAAGCCUUAUAUUUGCAAAAUAUGUGGGAGACGAUUACAGCAGUCUGUCAAACCCAACUAUGUCAACAAUUCACCAUAAAACUCACACAGGUAAGAAGUCUUUUAAAUGUGACACUUGUGAGAAAACUUUUAAGUUUAAGUCAGUUUUGAAGACGCACCUGAUGAUGCACACGGGUGAGAGGCCGUUUUCUUGCAACACCUGUGGGAAGAACUUUAAUCAUAAAUCCGUAUUGAUGGCUCAUAUGAGAAUCCACACAGGAGAAAAGCCAUUUUCUUGUAAACUAUGUGGGAAAAAAUUCACUUCCAACCAUGACUUCAAAGUCCACAUGCGAAUCCACACAGGUGAGAAGCCGUACACGUGCAAAACAUGCGGAAAGAAAUUCAGCUGUAGCAGUGGCUUGUCGGUCCACAUGAAAAUCCACACAGGCGAAAAGCCGUACACUUGCCAAACAUGCGAAAAAGAAUUCAGCCGUAAAAAUAACUUGUUGGUGCACAUGAGAAUCCACGCAGGCGUGAAGCCGUAUACGUGCAAAACAUGUGGAAAAGAAUUCACUCGUAACAGUAACUUGGUGGUGCACAUGAGAAUCCACUCAGGCGAGAGACCGUAUAUUUGCAUAACGUGUGGAAAAGAGUUUUGCCGUAACAGUGGCUUGUUGGUCCACAUGAGAAUCCACGCAGGUGAGAAGCCGUAUAUUUGCAAAACAUGUGGGAAAGGAUUCAGACGUAGUUGUGAACUGUUGGUUCACAAUAGGAGAGCCCACACUGGUGAGAAGCCGCACCUUUGCAAGAUCUGUGGGAAAAGAUUCUGUGACUCGUCUGACUUGUCAAAGCAUGUCAGAUCACAUACCGAGAAGUCACGUAGCCUUGAAUUGGCAAAACAUUUCGGAGACGAUUGAGUUCACGUGGUUCAUGGUCAAAACACAAUAACUCACAGAAGCGAAGAGUCAUGUAGCUGCAACACUUGAAGAAAAGUUUUACUCAAAAUCUUUUUUUUGGGGGGGUUUGUUUUUAACCAAUUGUUUUGAUUUAUUUUCAAAACAACUU
Molecule: messenger RNA, 2384 nt
Organism: Plectropomus leopardus (leopard coralgrouper)
Lineage: Eukaryota; Metazoa; Chordata; Actinopteri; Perciformes; Serranidae
Source: RefSeq, a predicted model, not a curated record